UGCGGGCGCGGCCCCGUCUCCCUGCGGCUCUCGGUGGUGCGGCGGCCCGGCCCGCAAGGCCCCCCCGCAGCCCCGGGCAUGGGAGCCCGCGGGCCGGCGGCCGGGGCUGGAGGAGGAAGAGGAGAAAGAGGAAGAGAAGGAGGCGGCGGCGGGGGCCGCUGACCGGCGCCGGGGCGGCGCGGCAGCCCCGAGGCCGCGGAUAGAGACCGUGGCUGGAGCCGCCCCCCUGCCCCGCUAAGUGCACAUGUCCGCCUGCCCGUGCCCGGAAGAUGACCAGGCUGCUCCUGGGGGUGACCCUGGAAAGGAUUUGCAAGGCCGUGCUGCUGCUCUGCCUGCUCCACUUCGUUAUCAUCAUGAUCCUCUACUUCGAUGUCUACGCGCAGCACCUGGACUUCUUCAGCCGCUUCAAUGCCAGGAACGCCUCGCGCACACACCCCUUCUCCAACUCCUCCCGCCCCAACGGCACCGUCCCCAGCUAUGGGCCGGCUGGAGCUGAGGCCCCGUCCCCCAGCGCCAAGCCCAGCACCAACCACUCCACCACUGAGAAGCCCUUGCAGCCCUGCCAGGAGACACCUCCCGGCUUAGUCGGGCGCCUGCUCAUCGAGUUCAGCUCUCCCAUGAGCAUGGAGCGGGUGCAGCGGGAGAACCCCGACGUGCGCCUGGGUGGCAAGUACACCCCCACGGACUGCCUGCCCCGGCAGAAGGUAGCCAUCCUCAUCCCAUUCCGGCACCGUGAGCACCACCUCAAGUACUGGCUGCACUAUCUGCACCCCAUCCUGCGCCGGCAGAAGGUGGCUUAUGGCAUCUACAUCAUCAACCAGUUCGGUGAGGACACCUUCAACCGGGCCAAGCUGCUGAACGUGGGCUUCCUGGAGGCGCUCAAGGAUGAUGAGGAGUACGAUUGCUUCAUUUUCAGCGACGUGGACCUCAUCCCCAUGGACGACCGUAACCUCUAUCGCUGCUAUGAGCAGCCACGGCACUUUGCUGUUGGCAUGGACAAGUUUGGGUUCAGGCUGCCGUACGCUGGCUACUUUGGCGGUGUCUCUGGGCUGAGCAAGUCCCAGUUCCUGAAGAUCAAUGGCUUUCCCAAUGAGUACUGGGGCUGGGGAGGAGAGGAUGAUGACAUCUUUAACCGCAUCUCCCUGAAUGGCAUGAAGGUGUCGAGGCCCGACAUCCGCAUUGGGAGGUACCGCAUGAUCAAGCAUGAACGGGACAAACACAAUGAGCCCAACCCGCAGAGAUUCACCAAGAUCCAGAACACCAAAAUGACGAUGAAGCGGGAUGGGAUCAGCUCGCUGCAGUACCGGCUGGUGGAGGUCUCACGCCAGCCUAUGUACACCAACAUCACAGUGGAGAUCGGCAGGCCACCCCCCCGCCUGGCCCGGGGCUAGUGCUUGUGCCACCUGCAGAGCCAUGGGGACCCGGCUCUGUGUCCGGGCUGACUGGGCAAGGUGGGUUUUGCCCCAGCUCGAGAGCCAGGACUGGACAGGGAUGUUUUCUCCCUACUCUGCUGCCUUCUGGAGACGGCUGCCUCCCAGCCGGCCCCUCACUCCCCAGGAUUUCUCUGUCCCCCCUGUCCCCACGAGUGUGUUUGCAAGACCCCCACCCCAUACUCACUGUGUUGGUGGACGAGAUUGGCCACCCCCCGGCACAGAGGGAGGGGGCAGCCCCAGCACUGGUGAGGAGCCCCCUGCCCAUGCCAGCUCCUGCCUGCACACUGGGCUGGAGGGUGAGAUCCCUCUGCUCUGGGAAUGCUGGGGGGCGUCCCUAUCAGCACUGCAAGGAGUGGGGUGCAGGCUUCCCCCUUCAGCAGUGCUGGAGCCACUGCUGCCCCAGCCAGGGGUGGGAGCAGCCCAGGCCCCCCUGAGCAGGCAGGAUCAGGGUGAGGUUGCUGCCCUGUUGGGCAUGCAGACAUGGCUAGCUGUCUUCCUCUGCUUUAGUCUGGUGCUUAGAGCCGGGCCCUGUCUCAGCUCUGCCAAACAGAGACCUCUGGUUAGCGAAUGCCCCUCGCUGUGCCUCAGUUUACCCAGGGCUGGGGGCUGGCAGCCGUAUCCCAUCCCCUCGUCCCCAAGGCAGAUGCUGUGUGCAUGCAGCCCUUGCCUGCACCUGCCCUCCCCACUUGGGGAGUGGGAAUGGGGCUCAUUUCAACCCCUCGUGGUGUGGGCUGGCACCAGGAGGGGGUCGCCCUGCAGCAGCAAGUGUCCCACAGGCAGUUUGGAGACUAUUGGAGUCUCCCCCUUUUCUGGCUUCCCCCUUCCUUGGGGCAGGGGGGCUGCAGGCAGGAGAGGUCGGGGCCAUGCAGGGCAGGUGCCCUGUGCCCCUCCAUGGGACUGAGAGCCCCAGCAGCCCCCCACACCCCACAGGGGGGCCGGGAGCAGUGGGGCUGGGAGCGGGGCAGCACGCCAGGGCAGGGGGGCACUGGUGACUUUUGUACAUUUGAAUGUCUGACCCUUUUUUUCAGCGUACGUUGAAUGCAGCGUUCGGUCGCAGGGACCGGGGGUUUUGUAUUUAAUAAAAGUUUGAAAAGCUC
Melopsittacus undulatus (budgerigar) is the source of this 2530-nucleotide messenger RNA. It is a transcript of the gene B4GALT2, whose product is annotated as beta-1,4-galactosyltransferase 2. Bases 270 to 1391 code for a protein of 373 amino acids. Gene Ontology annotation, cellular component: Golgi apparatus. The transcript is spliced from 7 exons. Lineage: Eukaryota; Metazoa; Chordata; Aves; Psittaciformes; Psittaculidae. The record is from RefSeq and is a predicted model, not a curated record. Gene Ontology annotation, biological process: carbohydrate metabolic process. Gene Ontology annotation, molecular function: galactosyltransferase activity.